CUGCUGCUACUCGCCCCAUUAGCUACACGCGUUUUUCCCAAAUCGUGCUUUUUUUGUGAAUUGUUCAUUUCUUUUGUAAAAAUUACUCACUACUAUGUUUUGCGACACAAAUACGAUCGGCAGUGCGUGCAGCUAACAUGAUUUGAGAAUUGCAGGCCACGCGUUGAGUCUCUGGCUGUUCAACUCGAGCCUUUUGAAACCAAAUGAGUGCGUUUGCUUGCAGGCGAAUGCCAUUGCUGGGUAUCUCGCGCGCCCGUGUGUGUGUCUGUGUAUGUUUGUGUGUGUGGUGUAUAAAAGAAGAAUUGCAAAAGAAAAGAAACAAGAAGACGAAAAAAACGAUGCGAUAAAAACGACCAGGCCAGCAUUAGUAGGACAAAAAAUCAAACAGGCAGGCAGCGGCGUGUGGUUAAUGUGUUAUCCGGCACAGCGCCAAGCGUGGAUCUAAGAAGGCACAGCAUCAAAGCAACAGCAGUCGACAGGCAGCGGCCACCGCCAAGCUAAAAAAAAACGAAAUAAUAUUUGUGAAAAAAAGAACCCCCCGCCCGUUUUGCCCAUAUUUGGUUCACUCUCGAAAUUGAAUCCGUAAUAAACAUAAUCCUCAUUUGAUCAGAGACGUGAAAAACGAGCAAUUUAAUACAUACAUAUGCACAUACAUAUAUGUACACUGUACACAAUUUUCUUUACCAUUUAUAAUCCCGAUGUGAUUCUCAUUUUACCGCGUCUCUUGUGAUUGCAGAGUAAUAUACGUAUAUUUACCGUGUGAUGGAUAAAUAAAUAAAUACGCUAAGAGCUGAUGCACUUUCUGGCGCCAAAGUGCAAAGACACAAAAAAGAUCGAGAGAAAAAAAAAGUAAAAAAACGAACAAAAUUCGCCGCGUGUGUGGAAUCUCGGCGACAGAGCACCAAUACAGCGAUACGGCGUGCGUAACACACACACAUUGAGAACACUCACACAGGAUUGCAACAGUGUGUUCCGUUUCUAUUUCUUUUUUUAUUGUUGUUUUGCGCGCUUGCGUGUGUGUGUGUGUGCGUGUGUUCGUUUCUUUUUGGUUAGUUUUCAUUUCGUGUGCCCGUGCCGUUUCAUCGCCGGCUUAAAAUCCAAUAAUGUCAGAGUUUGAGGAUAGUCCACACAAAAAUAGCCAAACAAAAAGGCAACUGCAGCUGCAGCGACACCAAGCCACGACAUUAAGUGCGGGAUCGAGCAUACAGCAUCCGCUCACGCCGCUAAAGGAGGCGACCGAGGCCGAGGAGGCGGCCGAAGAUGAUUCUGCUGCCGGCACAGCCCUCGUCUCCCGCAAAUCUCUCAUGGGAAGGGUGAAGCUGCGCGUUUCAAAUAUCCUGCCAACCUGGUUCUCGCCAACAUCCAAGGCGGCCUCGGAGGCCCAACAGGAGCAACAACAACAACAGCAGCAGCAACAGAAUGGUACUGGAACCGGAGCAACGUCUCUAACGAAAAGGAAACGUGGACGCCGCCGCAUAGAGCUGGCCGAACCAGAUGGCGAGGACUCACCCGCUGGGGGCCUGCUACCCGAUGUGGAUGAUGGUGCCGCUGCACGUGGUCUGGACUACGAGGAGGUGGCCCUGGCCGACAACAUAGCCGAGCAUGACUUGGUCGCCGAAGAUGAGCAGACGCGACGCAGCGAAUACAAUGUGUUCCCCUUGCGCAAACGGCGCGCUGCGAUAAUUGCCGCCGAUGAUGAUUUUGAUGACGAUGACGACGAUGUGGCAGAUGGUGACGAAGAUGACGAGGAGGAGGACGAGGACGAUGGUCCAGGAGAAGCGUCCGUCUCUGUCCCGACUAAGCGACGUCGUGUAGAACUGGAGACAAGCGUUAAUUUGCCAAGUAUGCGGCGAAUGCCAUUGCCACUGGUUUCCUCUACGCCCGCAGCUGCCGCUGCCGCUUCAGGCGGCCAACAAUUCACCUCAGGCAACUCUCCGGCAGUGGGAGGCACACGUAGUCAUAGUCGUGGCUCGAACCCGAGUGGCGUGGCCCCGCAUCGACGAACCCACUUGAACCUCUAUCACCAGCAGCGCCAGCAGCGUGAGCCAGGCUACAAUUUCUUUGCGGGCAACGAGACGGCCGCCGAGGCCACAACAGGAGAUCUGCCAGUCAGUAUACGUCGAUCGCUGAACAUCCCAGUCAUAGAUUCACCACGCGGUCGCAGCUUCAGCUUUGGACAAGCUCAAACCGCCGUGCCAUUGGCCAACCACAAGAGACCUUCUCUGCUGGUGGGGCAGGCUGCCGCGGGCCGGGACACAUCCAUCGAUGCGGCCCAGUCGGAGAAUGAGCGGAUUGAGCGGCUGCUGAAUAUCUGCAAGUCCAAUAAUAAUAUCAGCAACAACAACAACAACAUUAUCAAAUCGAAGAGAGGUGCCGCCACAGCGACAGCCGCAACUGGAGAUUUGGAGAGUGAACUGCAUGAAUAUCCAGAGGUAGUGGAGACAGCCGAUUCCUAUCCCUACCAUCACAACAGCAACAGCAAUCUAUCGUUCUAUGGGAAUUUGCAGAGCGCCAAGUCAAUAUUUACGCGCGGCUCGGGCCAGCCGCCGCACCACAAUUCUACGUGUUCACUGAAUGCGCUGAAUAAACGGCAGCGCUUCAAUGCCUCCAUCUAUGGCAGCUCCUCGGCCUUGAGCGACAGCCGCCUGUUGACACGCAGUGCUUCCGCUUCGGCCUGUGGCUCCGGUUCAGGUUCAACAACAAUUUCGCCCUUCUACAAGGGUCAGACCACAUUCGGCGGCAAUUCGGCACACAAUCGUAUCUUUGGCCAGGGUUCUGGCUCAGGCGGUGGCGCUGGCGGUUCCUCCUCUUCGUUGGCCAUGAACUCGGGCGGCAGUUCGCCGGCCGCUCAUCAGGCUGCGUCCGCCAAUACCGCCUACGGCAUGAAGCCAUUGGCCAUGCGCCCCAGCCAGCUAACAGAGAGUCAGCCAACCACAUCGGCCGUGGACAGCAUCGCCCUCUCGAGCACCACACGUCGCAUCCUUAGCCUGCUGGAGAGCUACUCCACGCCACUGAUUGAUGUCAAGCGGCUCGGAAACACACUGAAGGAGCAGCAGCAACAGCAGCAGGCAAAUAGCAACCAGCGGCUGCAGCGUGGCUCCAGCAACCCCUAUAGCCGGCCCAAUCAUUUCAUUUCGCACACAGAACAGCUACAGCAACAGCAGUCGACGCCACAAAGUCUUCUGGCUCCAACGAUGCAACACGUACUCGAAAAGCGUCGCCUGCAUCGUGUCAGCAAAAACUUGAAGGAAUUGGUCUCGUAUUACAAGCCAAAUGCACCAUCGUCCGGAGGGUCAACCACAAUGGCCCUGGCGGCUCUGCCAGCCCGCCAAACGCCCAAUAAUAGUCACACGAACAAGAUGCGUUCCCGACUGAGUCACCAGUCGGCGCGCAAGGAGCCCCGCGAAGACACCGAACUGGCACCCGAGCCACUCGACUUGCCGAUUAUCAACUUCCCGGCCAUGGCAAAUACACCGACAUUUGAUUUGGUCAUCAAGCCACCGCCGCCGCCGACACCUGCGACACUGCCAUCAGUGGCGGCAAACACAACGGAGGAUCUACAGAUGCGUCCUAAGCCCCAACCAGCAUUCCCAAUGCCUGCGGUUAAUUUUGUGGGUGCAACAGCAGCACCAACAACAACAGCCACAACUAUAGCCAAUGCCAGUGGAAUUGGCAGUGGCAGUGUCAGUUCUGGCUUGCUGACUAGCGGCGUAUCAGGCGUAUCAGAACGUAGCUACAGCUUUGGUGAGCCCAUACCUAUACGAGGGGAAACUGCAAGUGAUGCACACCAAUUGAGGAGCACACGCAAUUUCUCGUUUCCAGCGCCAUCGACAUUGGAGAGGCAACAGCAGUCGCUCCCAAUCAUGAACGGACCCUCCACCGUUGCAGCAGCGCAUAAUCCAAGCAGCAGCAACCCAGUGGAAGGCGGCUUUAGCCAGCAGUUUAGAAAAUCAGCCACUGAAUGGGAGUGUGAUGUGUGCAUGAUCCGAAAUAGAUCAGAGCUAGUGAAGUGUGCAGCAUGCGAGACCCCAAAGCCUUCCAAGACUGCUCCACCAGCUGCAGCUGCAGCUGCAACUCCGACUUCAACUCCAACUGCAGUCCCAUUCUCGGUUGCCAGCAGCGGAUUCGGAGAUCGUUUCAAGAAGUCAUCGAGUUCCUGGGAGUGCGACACGUGCAUGGUGUCCAACAAGAACGAGGAUAGCAAGUGCGUGGCCUGCGAGACACCGCGCCAGGGAGCUGCAGCAGCCGCCAGCAAGACAACCACCGACUGUUUCUCAAUUACAAACAGCCCGGGUUGCGGCUCCGGCUCUGGCUCCGGAUCGGGCUUCUCAACAUCCAGUUCGAGUUCAGGCUUCGGGCAGGCCUUCAGGCCCAAGGCCAACACCUGGGAGUGCCAGACAUGCCUGGUGAUGAAUCAGACGAGUGCCGUCGAGUGCGUCGCCUGCCAGUCGCGCAAUCCAAAUGCCGCCAGCAGCGAGUCCAGCUCGAGCUCCUCAACAAGUAAUCCUCCAACCAAUGUCUCUUCGAGCACCAGCAGCACCAACAACACCAGCUUCAAGUUUGGCUUCACCCCAGAGCAACAGCAACAGCAGCAGCAGCAGCUGGCAGGAGUCAAACUGGAUGUCGGUUUCCAGAAUCUGGUGGCUGCCCAGAAGGCAGCCAAUUGGGAGUGCGAGACGUGCAUGGCCAUGAACGAUCAGUCGCUAUCCAAGUGCUGCUGCUGUGAGCAACUGAGGCCGGGUAGCGACGACAACUGCAAAUCCUCAUCCAAUGCCACUCACCCAGUGCCCACGUUCACGUUCGGGUUUGUGCCAAAAGCAAAAGAAGCACCAGUCCAGCCAGUGCUGCCGGUAAUGCCAGUGCUGCCAGCUGCAGUCCUGUCAACGUCAAACGCUGCGCCACAGUUCUCCUUUGGCUUCGGUCAGAGCAAGGAUGUGGCAGACAGCAAUAACGCUUCGAUGGGAGGAUUCAAGUUCGGAGCCCCAGCCCCAGCUCCAGCAGCCACCGUCACCGCCAGCCAGGAGGAGCCAAAGUCAAUCGAUCUAAGGGCUACAAUGCCAACAGCCACUAAGGCUACAUCCACCACGGGUAUCGAAACAGCAGCAGCGGCCCCCGCUAGCCAAUUUUCAUUCAGAGCUCCCACCACCACAUCGACAGUACUGUCCUCCAGCAGUGACACUUCCAUCCCUGCCGCUACCGCUGCAGCUGCCCCCGCCGUAAGCGCCACCACCACUGUCACGAGUCAAGGGUUCAGCUUUGGUGCCCCAUCAUCAUUACCCUCAUCCUCAUCGGCUGUGUCCAGUUCGACGCAUACUUCGGGCAGCAACUCUAGCGUCACCAGCGUGAUUAGCUCCAACGUGAAGCCCAUGUUUAGCUUCAGCGCACCCGCCACCACGCCCAGCGGUGUAAGCAGCAGUACAACGGUGACGACGGCAUCUGUGGGCUUCUUUGGAUCUGCCGCAACAACUAGCACAUCUUUUGCUGCCACUCCAGCUCCAGCAUUAGCUGCCGCUGCGCCUGCGCCAGCGGUAGGUUUGUUCAGCUUUGGCAGUCCAUCUUCAGCUAGCUCCACAACAAAAGCUGCACCCAGCAGCAACAGCAACAGCAACGCCUUCUUCUUUGGCCAGACUCCGACAUCGACGGCAGCGCCAAGCUCAAGUGCGACGGGAUCCAUCUUUGGUGCAGCAGUAACUUCAGUAGCCUCGGGCAACAACAACAGCACGUCCAUUAGCUUCAGCAGCAGCAGCAGCACCACCACUGCAGCUCUAGCUCCAGCUCCAGUGACGUUCGGAUUUGGAGAGAAGAGAGCGGCAUCGGGUGCACCCGCAAACAGCCUGACAAAGCCCGUAAGCUUUGGCUGGCCCAGCCCCAGUCCUAGCGCUAGCUCCAUACCCAGCAAUGGCAGCAUAGCACCGGCCACCGCCUCCAACAGCAGCACCAGCACCAACACCAGCCUCCCGACGGUGGUGUCCGGCAACUCUGUUUUCGGUAGUGGAUUUGGUACUGGCUUCGGCAGUACAUCGGCCGCCAGUACGCCAGCACCAACUGCGGCAGCGUCUUCAGCUUUUGGCGGUAAUGGAGCACUGCCCACUACGGGCUUCGGCUUUGUGGGUAACUCAAUGGCACCCCAAUCUUCGCCUGCGCCUGCAUCCGGUGGCCCGGCGUCUAUAUUCAACAAUGCCACCACGCCUGCCUUUGGCGGCAGCAAUGGAGGAGGAGGAGGAGGAUUCGGAGUCGGAAGCACUGGAACAGCUGCAAAGCCAGCAUUUAACUUUGGAGGCCCUCCGGCUCUUUCCCAGUCGACGACCACAUCUGCACCUGGACCUUUCAACUUUGGUGGCGGCGGCACCGGGGGCAAUGCGACAUCCUCUAAGCUGGCCUUUAAUUUUACGGGCUCGUCCUCGGUGUCUGCCGCAGCCGCAACACCACAGGCGACGACGGCCUAUAACUUUUCCGCCGGUUCGGCGACUGCAAAUCCCCUUGCAUCGGGCGAUCGUGUCUUCCAGUUCGGUGCUGCUGCUCCUGCUGCUGCUGCUGCUCCUGGCACAGCUACUGGGCUCGGUGCUGGUGGCGCAAGUGGUUCGCCAAUGUUCAAUUUUACCGCCACAUCGCCGCCGCAAAUGCAGAUGCAGCUUCAAUCCACCUCCAGCUGGCAACGCCGCCCAGAAUUCACAGAUGGUGCGCCGCAAGAUUCGCGCCCCCGUGCGCCGUUUGCCGCCACGGUAGAAGUGGCAUCGCAGGCCUCCGAAACAACAUCUACUGAGGCUGCCGCCGCCGUCCCCGCCAUCGCUGUAGGCGGAGGACUUGUUUACAACCACAUGAUUGAAGAACACGAACAGCCACAAGCACAACGAAUGGGAUUGCAACUAGAAGACAUAAGGCAAGCCGGACAGGCGCCGCAGGAGAAUGACGAGUUCGAGGCCGAGGAUAAGCUGGUGACGGACAACGAAAGCAGUGACAUACCUUUCAAGGCAUCAUCUGUUGGUCCCCACACACGGAGUCCGCACCUCCACGAGCGAAGCCAGCAGCAGUUCCCCAACGUUUCCAAGUAUCGUUUCGUCCGCAGCGUCACGGAUACCGCCUCCACCUCUGCCUCUACGGCUGGAACCGCCACCAUACCGGAUGGAGAAACCACAGCCCCCAUGUUAAACACGGCAGCCGCCAAGCUGGACAGACAGAAACGGUUCGGAGUGUUGCACAGCAAGCGCAAUACACGCAGCAGAGUCAACACCAUCAUGAGCAACAGAAGCCACAGAGGAGGUGGCAUAAAGAGAAUCAGCCACCGUCAGCGCUACAACGAUAUCGAGGGAGCAGGAACUGGAACUGGAACAGGAACAGGAGUAGGUUCCGUCUCGGUGCCCCAUGCCCUGCGCAGCCGCUACAAACUGGUGCGACGCCGAAGCAACAAUGAAGCAAUAGCACCCCUGACUGAAACACAGCAGCCGUAAAGGAUCGCUGGAGGAUGACGAGACACGCAGUCACGCAUACAACAGUUACGGUAACUGGUAACCAGAAGCAGAUGCUGAUGCAUUUUUCGUAGUCCUCUCUCUAAAACACACACACACACACACACAUGCACACAAAAUUUGUUUAAGUUAUGUUAAAAUGUUGGUUUUAUGAGCACACACAGCAGCCCACAACAUACUGCGUCCUCAUCAAGCAGCUAUCGUGUCUCUUCUCUAGUUUGUAAUGGAUCAAUUUUUUGCUCAUUUUUUUUUUGUUGAUUUAAAUUUAAAUAUGUGUAUAUCUAUAUAUAUAUAUGUAUAUAUAUAUGUGAGUGAGUGUAUGUAUAAUGGCCGCAGGCAAGCCAAAAGCGUAUGAAAAACAUAGAGAAGAAUCAGGGAUCCGGUAUGAUGGAUCAUCAUCUUAGUCGCCAGAGUGUGGUCUCCAGGCAGAGUGUAGUAGUGUACAGUAGGUAAUCCUCAAAUCGAUCCAAAAAGAGCAAGGACCAUCCCAUACACAUGCCAGAGGUGGCAGCAGGACGGACAGGCGACGGGAUUGUAAAUUUCAAUUUAAUUGUAUUUUUAGUCAUUUUAUUUGCAACUAUUGUUUCUUGAUGCAUACAUGAGAUACAUACAUACACAUAUAUAUAUAUAUUUAUAAAUACAAUUAGUAACCGAUAAUUAUGUAAUAAUUAUGUUGUGAAAAUGUAAAGAGAGAGAACGGAAAGGAAGAGGAGGAGGAAGGAAAUAGCGCAAAGUAAAAGAUGGAGAGGAAACUAUAUUAUUAAAUACAUAUAUAUUAUUACAAAUCGAUCGUGAGACCAUCUUCUGCUUAGAAAGAGAACAGAACCGCAUUGCUAGUUUUGUAUUCGUUUUUGUUCUUCAUUGUUAGAUUUAUGAAAUGGAAUUCGCUGAACGAAUUGUCGAUACAGAACAGCAACAGCCACAACAGCAGUACACCAACAAAAUACAGAAAACAGAAACUAUUUAGAAACGUAAAUUAAGCAAAACAAAAAACCUAUAGCUACCGAUAAGGAAAAUUUAGAGAAAAGUUUAAAAAGAGCGAGAGAGGGGGUCUAGUUGCAAAGUGGCGAGAAUAGUGAGCAGAAGAAACAGUUAUGAUGAUUAUGCGCAUGUUUUAUAUAGUACACAUACACAUGCAUAUAUAUAUGGCAAAACAUAUGGAAAACAUUAUAAUAUUUUAAUAUAAUUUUUAAUUGAUCAUUUGUAAGUCGCGGGAAAAACUGAGUUGUGGAAAUCGGAGAGAAUUCGUUUUAAGAAACGGUAUCGUAAUGUAAAUAAGUAAAUAUAUGCGGUAUGAUAAUUAAAAAAAGAACACUAAAUAUACCUACAAAAAUCUGUGAAAA
This is a messenger RNA of Drosophila subobscura, 8809 nucleotides long. It is a transcript of the gene Nup153, whose product is annotated as nuclear pore complex protein Nup153. Gene Ontology annotation, molecular function: structural constituent of nuclear pore. The record is from RefSeq and is a predicted model, not a curated record. NCBI's taxonomy places the organism in Eukaryota, Metazoa, Arthropoda, Insecta, Diptera, Drosophilidae. Gene Ontology annotation, cellular component: nuclear pore. Bases 1104 to 7448 code for a protein of 2114 amino acids. Gene Ontology annotation, biological process: protein import into nucleus; RNA export from nucleus. The transcript is spliced from 7 exons.